CAUUCAACCUCUGCCGGGGGGACAAACGCAAGAGGAAGACCAUCAUCAUCCUCCCAAUUCCAUCACAGUGAAAGCAAGGAGGAGCCAGGCGAAGGAGAAACUGAUGCUCCCAGCAGGUGCCAACAAGUGAAGGUGGGAGAUGAAGAGUCUGUGAGAAGAAGACACAGCUUCAAGAGACAUCUACAAACGGUCCUCGCAGUCGUUUCUCGCUCCUCCUGCUCCUCGUCUCUGCUGCGAUGCUGCAUCCCGUGCUGCUUUGUGCCACUCUGCUCCUCCUGACUCCCUUUGAGGUCUCCGAGGCUCGUGCUCUGCAUCCUUCUCCCGACGCUGCGCAGUUCCUGGAGGAGUUUCUGGAGCGCCACAAUGACCUCCUGACUCUCGACGACCUGGAGAACCUGCUGAACAGCGAGACAACGGAGGAGCAGUCUACCGUCUCCUCCGGGGUCAAAGGGGCAGAGUACCCCAAGUGGGCCGACGUCCAGCCUCAGCCCGAGACCCCCUGGCUCCGGCUGCUGAAGGGGGCUCUGGCCAGUCAGAGGAGAGCGGAACCGGAGCGCUCACGGAGGGGCUGGAACCGAGGAUGCUUUGGCUUGAAACUGGAUCGGAUCGGGUCCAUGAGCGGACUUGGCUGUUAGUGGAAGCGAAGAGGAGGAGGGGAGCUGAGACUGAUGGCAUCCUUCACCAACAGAUAAAGACGUUUCCAUGUAGUUUCUGUAGUUUGGUGUUAACUUACUGUCUUGUUAUUGUAGUUUCAACAAGCCUAGAUCAGAUUCUUCACACUUUACUCCAAACUGAGUCCACGUUAGCCGUGUUUCCAUCAAACCA
Molecule: messenger RNA, 825 nt
Organism: Nematolebias whitei (Rio pearlfish)
Lineage: Eukaryota; Metazoa; Chordata; Actinopteri; Cyprinodontiformes; Rivulidae
Gene: nppcl
Product: C-type natriuretic peptide-like
Exons: 3
Coding region: 237-635 (132 amino acids)
Biological process (GO): cGMP biosynthetic process; receptor guanylyl cyclase signaling pathway
Cellular component (GO): extracellular region
Molecular function (GO): hormone activity; hormone receptor binding
Source: RefSeq, a predicted model, not a curated record